Suillus clintonianus is the source of this 967-nucleotide messenger RNA. Its product is annotated as glutathione S-transferase. Gene Ontology annotation, cellular component: cytoplasm. The record is from RefSeq and is a predicted model, not a curated record. The transcript is spliced from 8 exons. The coding region runs from base 118 to 939 and encodes 273 amino acids. Lineage: Eukaryota; Fungi; Basidiomycota; Agaricomycetes; Boletales; Suillaceae.
UAGCACUUAUCUUUAAUAUUGGUGCUAUCGCCUUUGCUUUGCCAAUCCUAAUGCUUCUCCGUGGUUGAUUUCCAAGUUGUUAACCACCCACCAUCACCAACCACACCCAUAUCAGCGAUGACCGACUCCGGCAAAUCCUACCACCGCUCAUGCACCGGACCAGCUUUCCAAACUGCCGAACAACACGCCCAAGACCAAGACAUCACCCUCUUCGCAAGCUGUUUCUGCCCAUUCGUACAACGUGUAUGGGCUGCGCUGGAAUAUCUUCAGAUUCCGUACAAGUACUAUGAAGUCGAUCCCUACCAAAAACCACAAGAACUGCUAAACGUCUCGCCAAAAGGUUUAGUACCGGCGCUCAUGCUCAACGCUUUCGAUCCGCCUCGCGCGCUUAAUGAAAGCACCGUCAUCCUUGACUUUCUCGAAGAUAUCGCUGCAAAAUAUACGCAUAAGAGUCUCUUCCCGCCAUCAACAGAUCCAUAUGCGAAAGCGCUUGUCCGCCUUCAAUCAGAUCAUAUCAGCCGAACGCUUGUGCCUGCGUUUUACAGGUACCUUCAAGCUCAAGACCCAGAGGCGCAAAUCUCCGGAGGGAAAGAGUUUCAUGCAGCUAUUGAAUCAUUGGUUGAGCUUUUUGAGCGCGCAGAAAGAGAGGUAGGGGGGACGGGGCUUUGGGUUGAAGGUGGCGAUUUAGGAUGGGCGGACGUCGUUGUCGCACCGUGGAUCUUCAGAGCGACUAACGCACUGAAACACUAUCGUGGCUUUGAAAUGCCGCGUGGAAUAAAGUUUGAAGCUUGGUUGGGGAGACUUUUCGAGCAUCCAGCGUUUAAGAAGACUUGCAGUGAUGAAGAGCUGUAUCUGGACAGCUAUGAGCGAUAUGCGUUCAACCGCCCGAAUACGAGCCAGGUGGCUAAUGCGAUCAACAGUGGGAGGGGGUUACCUUGAGCAACGGACACACAGUAAUCCAAUUUGU